GUACCUCCAUCCCAAGUAGAGAGAAGCAGCAGACUUUGAACCAGCCUGAGACCCUCCACAUCUCACCAUGCUCUGCUUUCUGCUAUUACCACUGUUCGCGGUGUCUUCAGCGGACCGGCUGCCCCGCAGCUGCGGCACCUGCGACCCGAGUCAGUGCGCUCCGCUGCCGGCCGAGGGCUGCUCAUCAGGGGCGCUGUUGGACGCGUGCGGCUGCUGCGAGCUCUGCGCGUCUGGAGCGGGAGAGCCGUGCGGGGGACGCGGACCCUCGGCCAAGCGCUGCGCGUCCGGACUCGAGUGCGUCAAGAGCGACAAAGACAAGAAGACUAAAUCAGGGGUCUGCGUGUGCAAGGGCAACUAUCCCGUGUGCGGCACUGAUGGCGUCAACUAUAACAGCGGCUGUGAGCUCAAAGAAGCGAGUGUGAAAGCAGUGAAGGAGAACAAACCCGAGAUUAAGAUUCACAACAAGGGCAAAUGCGCUCAAGGACCGGUUAUAGUGACAGCUCCUGGCGAGGUCUGGAACGUGACCGGUUCACAGGUCUUCCUAAGCUGUGAAGCCACUGGGAUACCAACACCUGUGCUCACCUGGAGAAAGGUAUCUGACAGCAAAGGCAAGUAUGUGCCGCUCCCAGGAGACAAAGACAACCUGGCCGUCCAGACCCGUGGAGGCCCGGAAAAACAUGAGGUUACUGGCUGGGUGCUAAUAUCUCCUCUUACCAAGAAUGAGGAGGGCUCCUACGAGUGUCACGCCAGCAACAUCAAGGGCGAAGCUUCGGCUGUGGGCAUCAUCCACGUGGUGGAUUCCAUCAAUGACAUUCCUUCCAAGAAGGUGAAGGAUAGCGAGCUGUAAGAGGACGUGGACUCUGACUGAGAUGAUGAAUCGCACUACGUCUGUGCACUGAGGACAAGCACGUAGCAUCUAGUGUAAUCACUGCUCACACACACACACACCGCCUGAACCACAAACAGCAACUUGCACGUGGGCACUUUAUUCUAUAGAAGUUGUUCAGGCACACUCGCAAAAAAAACAGACCCAGACAUUUCUCCUUUUGUAUUCUUUAACUCACUCUACAAUCUCUGUCCGCAGAACAACUUCGAUACUGUAAAGCGCCAAUCGGGACGACCAUCAGAUUGACUUUCUAAGAAAUACUCUCGCUCAUACACGUGAAUACAUAUCUCCAUGCAAACAUUCAGGCAUGAACACUGAAUGCAUUUGAGGCACUCAAAUAUCUCGUCUUCACUUAUAUGCAUGCUUUGCGUGUUUUUGGGGAUACAAAUAUUGUAUAAUUUCUUUAGUUUUCUAUUUUGUUUUUGAUUGACGUAUA
Rhinichthys klamathensis goyatoka is the source of this 1322-nucleotide messenger RNA. It is a transcript of the gene igfbp7, whose product is annotated as insulin-like growth factor binding protein 7. The transcript is spliced from 5 exons. NCBI's taxonomy places the organism in Eukaryota, Metazoa, Chordata, Actinopteri, Cypriniformes, Leuciscidae. The coding region runs from base 68 to 847 and encodes 259 amino acids. Gene Ontology annotation, cellular component: extracellular region. Gene Ontology annotation, biological process: regulation of cell growth; regulation of signal transduction. Gene Ontology annotation, molecular function: insulin-like growth factor binding. The record is from RefSeq and is a predicted model, not a curated record.